Electrophorus electricus (electric eel) is the source of this 7842-nucleotide messenger RNA. RefSeq lists its product as uncharacterized. Gene Ontology annotation, molecular function: cysteine-type deubiquitinase activity. Gene Ontology annotation, cellular component: cytosol; nucleus. The record is from RefSeq and is a predicted model, not a curated record. Gene Ontology annotation, biological process: protein deubiquitination. Lineage: Eukaryota; Metazoa; Chordata; Actinopteri; Gymnotiformes; Gymnotidae.
UUAGAACUCAAGAUGUUGGAGGUAAUGUAGUAGCAGUGGACAAGUGCGAUUGAGACUUGCUGAGUGAAAGUAAACCAGUUUGAUGUCACCGAGUGAACAAGUGAAACUAAAACUGAUUCAUUUUUCGACGAUAUACAUAUAGGCUUACUCUAUAUCUUCCUUCUUUGGCAUAGUUAACGUUACAUGUUAUCAAACAUUUUAGGGAAUAUUUCUAGUAAUAUUGUAAGUGCCAGCGAGAUUCCGUUACCUGUUAUGGAAACCUUCUGAGAAACUGUGAAACAGACUUUUCAGCAAUGAACCACCAAAUAAGACACGUUGAAAAGCGAUACCAUGGGUUGAAAAAUCAGGGUGCUACCUGCUACCUGAACAGUGUGCUGCAGUGUCUCUUCAUGACCAAAGAGUUCAGAAAAGCUAUAGAGAGUUUUAAGCAAGGUCCAAGGUUCUUUAUUCAACAAAGUGAUGAUCUGUUGACACAACUACAAAAACUCUUUGAGAACCUACAAGUGGUUAAUGGCACUACUGAGGAGAUAACUCAUAGCCUGUGCAUUAGAAGUGUUUAUGAACAGCAAGACGCAGUGGAAUACUUUCAGAAAAUCUUAAAAGCAGUUGGGCCACAAGUGAACAAGGACUUUGAAGGGAAAAUGAGUAACAGAAGUAAAUGUCUAAAUGGCCAUGUAUUUCAAGAGAGGUAUCCCUUCAUCACAGUCCCUUUAGCCAUAGAGGCUGGGCAUGAUGAAUUGUACACUGUGAGACAGGGACUGGAAGCGUUUUUCAAACAUUCAAAGUUAGAUGAAGACAACUGGUUGUAUUGUGACGAAUGUGACCAAAAAACAGAAACAGAGACUUGGAAUGAAAUAGAGGAGUUUCCUACUAUCCUAACUCUGCACUUGAAGAGGUUUGACUAUGACUUUGUGGAGAUGAGGCAUGUGAAGAAUGGCUGUCCCAUGGAUAUUCCCCUGAGUAUAGACAUUGAAGAUUGUGAAUAUGUUCUUUAUGCAGUUAUUAACCACAAUGGGGGAUAUAGUUCAGGUCACUAUAAUGCUAUCAUCAAGUCAUUUGAGGAUGACAUGUGGUACUGCUUUGAUGACUCUUCUGUUACAAAGGAUUCAAAGAACUCCCUCAAACACUCGCGGCUGGCCUAUUUACUGAUGUACAGAAAAAGUGCACCUCCCACAGACGCAGGCCCUGCUGCGUCCAGUGUGAUCUGCGCUCCUGAGGGUGCUCCUCCUCUAGACACAGGCCCUGCUGUGUCAUGCACACCAUACUCUCAUGUGGACAUUCCUCCUACAGAAGCAGGCCCUGUUGCAGCCAGUGCUCACUGCACUCCUGAAGACACUCCUCCUCUAGAAGCAGGCCAUGCUGUAUUCUGUGUCUCCUGCACUCUUGAGGGCACUUCCUCUCUAGACACAGGCCCAGCUGCAUCGUGCACACCAUGCUCGCCUGCAGAAGCUCCUCCUACAGAAGCAGGCCCUGUUAUACCCUGUGCUCACUGUGCUCCUGAAGACACUCCUCCUCUAGAAAGAGGCCCUGCUGCAUUGUGUGUGCCCUGCGCUCCUGAGGGUGCUCCUCCUCUAGACACAGGCCCUGCUGUGUCAUGCACACCAUACUCUCCUGUGGACAUUCCUCCUACAGAAGCAGGCCCUGUUGCAGCCAGUGCUCACUGCACUCCUGAAAACACUCCUCCUCUAGAAGCAGGCUCUGCUGUAUCCUGUGUCUCCUGCACUCCUGAGGGCACUUCCUCUCCAAACACAGGCCCAGCUGCAGCAUGCACACCAUGCCCGCCUGCAGAAGCUCCUCCUCUAGAAGCAGGUCCUGCUGCAUUGCACGUGCCCUGUGCUCCUGAGGGUGCUCCUCCUCUAGACACAGGCCCUGCUGUGUCAUGCACACCAUGCUCUCCUGUGGAUACUCCUCGUACAAAAGCAGGCAUCCUGCAUCCUGCUGCAUCCUACACUCCCGAAGGCACUUCCUGUCCAGAUGCAGGCCCAAAUGUGUCUUGUGUGCCAUGCUUGCCUGUGGAAGCUUCUUCUUCGGAAGCAGACCCUGCUGCACCCUGCGCUCCUGAGGGCACGCCACCUUUAGAAGCAGGCCCUGCUGCUUCCUAUACGCCCUGUGCUCCUGAAGACACUCCUCCUCUAGAAGCAGGCUCUGCUGUAUCCUGUGUCUCCUGCGCUCCUGAGGGCACUUCCUCUCCAAACACAGACCCAGCUGCAGCGUGCACACCAUGCCCGCCUGCAGAAGCUCCUCCUCUAGAAGCAGGCCCUGCUGCAUUGUGUGUGCCCUGUGCUCCUGAGGGUGCUCCUCCUCUAGACAUAGGCCCUGCUGUGUCAUGCACACCAUACUCUCCUGUGGACAUUCCUCCUAAAGAAGCAGGCCCUGUUGCAGCCAGUGCUCACUGCACUCCUGAAAACACUCUUCCUCUAGAAGCAGGCUCUGCUGUAUCCCGUGUGUCCUGCGUUCCUGAAGGCAUUCCUCCUCUAGAAGCAGGCCCUGCUGCAUUGCGCAUGCCCUGCGCUCCUGAGGGUGCUCCUCCUCUAGACACAGGCCCUGCUGUGUCGUGCACACCAUGCUCUCCUGUGGAUACUCCUCGUACAAAAGCAGGCAUCCUGCAUCCUGCUGCAUCCUACACUCCCGAAGGCACUUCCUGUCCAGAUGCAGGCCCAAAUGUGUCUUGUGUGCCAUGCUUGCCUGUGGAAGCUUCUCCUUCGGAAGCAGACCCUGCUGCACCCUGCGCUCCUGAGGGCACUCCACCUUUAGAAGCAGGCCCUGCUGCUUCCUAUACGCCCUGUGCUCCUGAAGACACUCCUCCUCUAGAAGCAGGCUCUGCUGUAUCCUGUGUCUCCUGCGCUCCUGAGGGCACUUCCUCUCCAAACACAGACCCAGCUGCAGCGUGCACACCAUGCCCGCCUGCAGAAGCUCCUCCUCUAGAAGCAGGCCCUGCUGCAUUGUGUGUGCCCUGCGCUCCUGAGGGUGCUCCUCCUCUAGACAUAGGCCCUGCUGUGUCAUGCACACCAUACUCUCCUGUGCACAUUCCUCCUAAAGAAGCAGGCCCUGUUGCAGCCAGUGCUCACUGCGCUCCUGAAGACACUCUUCCUCUAGAAGCAGGCUCUGCUGUAUCCUGUGUCUCCUGCGCUCCUGAGGGCACUUCCUCUCCAAACACAGGCCCAGCUGCAGCGUGCACACCAUGCUCGCCUGCAGAAGCUCCUCCUCUAGAAGCAGGCCCUGCUGCAUUGUGUGUGCCCUGCGCUCCUGAGGGUGCUCCUCCUCUAGACAUAGGCCCUACUGUGUCAUGCACACCAUACUCUCCUGUGGACAUUCCUCCUACAGAAGCAGGCCCUGUUGCAGCCAGUGCUCACUGCACUCCUGAAGACACUCCUCCUCUAGAAGCAGGCUCUGCUGUAUCCUGUGUGUCCUGCGUUCCUGAAGGCAUUCCUCCUCUAGAAGCAGGCCCUGCUGCAUUGCGCAUGCCCUGCGCUCCUGAGGGUGCUCCUCCUCUAGACACAGGCCCUGCUGUGUCGUGCACACCAUGCUCUCCUGUGGAUACUCCUCGUACAAAAGCAGGCAUCCUGCAUCCUGCUGCAUCCUACACUCCCGAAGGCACUUCCUGUCCAGAUGCAGGCCCAAAUGUGUCUUGUGUGCCAUGCUUGCCUGUGGAAGCUUCUCCUUCGGAAGCAGACCCUGCUGCACCCUGCGCUCCUGAGGGCACUCCACCUUUAGAAGCAGGCCCUGCUGCUUCCUAUACGCCCUGUGCUCCUGAAGACACUCCUCCUCUAGAAGCAGGCUCUGCUGUAUCCUGUGUCUCCUGCGCUCCUGAGGGCACUUCCUCUCCAAACACAGACCCAGCUGCAGCGUGCACACCAUGCCCGCCUGCAGAAGCUCCUCCUCUAGAAGCAGGCCCUGCUGCAUUGUGUGUGCCCUGCGCUCCUGAGGGUGCUCCUCCUCUAGACAUAGGCCCUGCUGUGUCAUGCACACCAUACUCUCCUGUGCACAUUCCUCCUAAAGAAGCAGGCCCUGUUGCAGCCAGUGCUCACUGCACUCCUGAAGACACUCCUCCUCUAGAAGCAGGCUCUGCUGUAUCCUGUGUCUCCUGCGCUCCUGAGGGCACUUCCUCUCCAAACACAGGCCCAGCUGCAGCGUGCACACCAUGCUCGCCUGCAGAAGCUCCUCCUCUAGAAGCAGGCCCUGCUGCAUUGUGUGUGCCCUGCGCUCCUGAGGGUGCUCCUCCUCUAGACAUAGGCCCUACUGUGUCAUGCACACCAUACUCUCCUGUGGACAUUCCUCCUACAGAAGCAGGCCCUGUUGCAGCCAGUGCUCACUGCACUCCUGAAGACACUCCUCCUCUAGAAGCAGGCUCUGCUGUAUCCUGUGUGUCCUGCGUUCCUGAAGGCAUUCCUCCUCUAGAAGCAGGCCCUGCUGCAUUGCGCAUGCCCUGCGCUCCUGAGGGUGCUCCUCCUCUAGACACAGGCCCUGCUGUGUCGUGCACACCAUGCUCUCCUGUGGAUACUCCUCGUACAAAAGCAGGCAUCCUGCAUCCUGCUGCAUCCUACACUCCCGAAGGCACUUCCUGUCCAGAUGCAGGCCCAAAUGUGUCUUGUGUGCCAUGCUCGCCUGUGGAAGCUUCUCCUUCGGAAGCAGACCCUGCUGCACCCUGUGCUCCUGAAGGCACUCCACCUUUAGAAGCAGGCCCUGCUGCUUCCUAUACGCCCUGUGCUCCUGAAGACACUCCUCCUCUAGAAGCAGGCUCUGCUGUAUCCUGUGUCUCCUGCGCUCCUGAGGGCACUUCCUCUCCAAACACAGACCCAGCUGCAGCGUGCACACCAUGCCCGCCUGCAGAAGCUCCUCCUCUAGAAGCAGGCCCUGCUGCAUUGUGUGUGCCCUGCGCUCCUGAGGGUGCUCCUCCUCUAGACAUAGGCCCUGCUGUGUCAUGCACACCAUACUCUCCUGUGCACAUUCCUCCUAAAGAAGCAGGCCCUGUUGCAGCCAGUGCUCACUGCGCUCCUGAAGACACUCUUCCUCUAGAAGCAGGCUCUGCUGUAUCCUGUGUCUCCUGCGCUCCUGAGGGCACUUCCUCUCCAAACACAGGCCCAGCUGCAGCGUGCACACCAUGCUCGCCUGCAGAAGCUCCUCCUCUAGAAGCAGGCCCUGCUGCAUUGUGUGUGCCCUGCGCUCCUGAGGGUGCUCCUCCUCUAGACAUAGGCCCUACUGUGUCAUGCACACCAUACUCUCCUGUGGACAUUCCUCCUACAGAAGCAGGCCCUGUUGCAGCCAGUGCUCACUGCACUCCUGAAGACACUCCUCCUCUAGAAGCAGGCUCUGCUGUAUCCUGUGUGUCCUGCGUUCCUGAAGGCAUUCCUCCUCUAGAAGCAGGCCCUGCUGCAUUGCGCAUGCCCUGCGCUCCUGAGGGUGCUCCUCCUCUAGACACAGGCCCUGCUGUGUCGUGCACACCAUGCUCUCCUGUGGAUACUCCUCUUACAAAAGCAGGCAUCCUGCAUCCUGCUGCAUCCUACACUCCCGAAGGCACUUCCUGUCCAGAUGCAGGCCCAAAUGUGUCUUGUGUGCCAUGCUCGCCUGUGGAAGCUUCUCCUUCGGAAGCAGACCCUGCUGCACCCUGUGCUCCUGAAGGCACUCCACCUUUAGAAGCAGGCCCUGCUGCUUCCUAUACGCCCUGUGCUCCUGAAGACACUCCUCCUCUAGAAGCAGGCUCUGCUGUAUCCUGUGUCUCCUGCGCUCCUGAGGGCACUUCCUCUCCAAACACAGACCCAGCUGCAGCGUGCACACCAUGCCCGCCUGCAGAAGCUCCUCCUCUAGAAGCAGGCCCUGCUGCAUUGUGUGUGCCCUGCGCUCCUGAGGGUGCUCCUCCUCUAGACAUAGGCCCUGCUGUGUCAUGCACACCAUACUCUCCUGUGCACAUUCCUCCUAAAGAAGCAGGCCCUGUUGCAGCCAGUGCUCACUGCGCUCCUGAAGACACUCUUCCUCUAGAAGCAGGCUCUGCUGUAUCCUGUGUCUCCUGCGCUCCUGAGGGCACUUCCUCUCCAAACACAGGCCCAGCUGCAGCGUGCACACCAUGCUCGCCUGCAGAAGCUCCUCCUCUAGAAGCAGGCCCUGCUGCAUUGUGUGUGCCCUGCGCUCCUGAGGGUGCUCCUCCUCUAGACAUAGGCCCUACUGUGUCAUGCACACCAUACUCUCCUGUGGACAUUCCUCCUACAGAAGCAGGCCCUGUUGCAGCCAGUGCUCACUGCACUCCUGAAGACACUCCUCCUCUAGAAGCAGGCUCUGCUGUAUCCUGUGUGUCCUGCGUUCCUGAAGGCAUUCCUCCUCUAGAAGCAGGCCCUGCUGCAUUGCGCAUGCCCUGCGCUCCUGAGGGUGCUCCUCCUCUAGACACAGGCCCUGCUGUGUCGUGCACACCAUGCUCUCCUGUGGAUACUCCUCGUACAAAAGCAGGCAUCCUGCAUCCUGCUGCAUCCUACACUCCCGAAGGCACUUCCUGUCCAGAUGCAGGCCCAAAUGUGUCUUGUGUGCCAUGCUCGCCUGUGGAAGCUUCUCCUUCGGAAGCAGACCCUGCUGCACCCUGUGCUCCUGAAGGCACUCCACCUUUAGAAGCAGGCCCUGCUGCUUCCUAUACACCCUGCACCCCUGAAGGCACUUCCUCUCCAGACACAGGCCCAGCUGCAUCUUGUGUACCAUACUUGCCUGCAGGAGUUCCUCCUACAGAAGCAGGCCCUGUUGCAGUCAGUGCUCACUGCUCUCAUGAAGACACUCCUCCUCUAGAAGCAAGCCCUGCUGUAUCCUGUGUGUCCUACACUCCUGAAGGCACUUCAUCUCCUGUGCUGCAUCGUGCUUACAUGGGGGCACCAUCCUAGUGCCAUGGGAGGCCUUGCCUCUCCAUGCCUCACACCUAGGAUCGCACCUUCACCUCUCUGGAAGGCCCUAACUUCACUGCUGCCUCCUUGGAUGGCCUUCACCUUCAUUGCCACUGGCCAUACUACACCUAUGACAGUCUAAUUUAGAGUGCAAAUUUUGAAAUUUGUAAAACUCAUUAUUUCUGCAAAAAUAACCCUAAGGGAAUUAUUGGUCGGUAAGAAAAUGUUUUGUGUGCAUUUUCACCAUGGUGAAGAUCAGUUCUUCCAUAUUAGGAGGAACUGAUCUCCACCAAAUUCAACAAGUAAAUUUAUGAAAUGUAUAAUGAACCUGUUCUGUAUAUUGCUGCUCCAUAUUUAGUUUUUUCCCAUCUGCUGAGUUCCUUAAGGUUACUACUACUACUAUUAUUAGCCAUUUUGUAUCUUAUAAAUUGUUGAAGACAAUUUCAAUUUUUAAUUUUUGCUUUUAAUGUUAAUAUUAACUGUAUGAAUUGAUUGUGUAAUAAAAUAAACAUGAAAUAAAAUAAGUAGUAAGGAUAAAAUGUUCUCUGAAUAGAUAAAAUAGCAUCAUCAGGUUAUAUGGAAUAAGAUAAUUAGCAGGUCAUUUGGACAAGAAAUUGAACACUAUCCUAUUAACUAAUUAGGAAGCUCUCAAAAGAAAAAACCCAGAUGAAAAAAAAAAAAAAACUGGCUGGAAACUGUGCUGGCAACACAAAUGAGGACGCUGGGAUACAUGUGUGAGACUUUAUUGAAACCCAUACUGGUACAGCCACCACCAUAUUGAGUUUGUUAUGUGUGUCUAUUUCUUUAGUUUUUUGGGUUUUUUUGCAGGUUGUCUAUUGCGACUGGAGCAGUGACAAGAGGUUGAUUUUGUUGAUUUGUUGAUUCCUGUCAGGACUGAGAAGACUGGUUGACAGAUUUGUCAACUACAAGUCAGAUACACUCGUCAGGUUUUGCCUCUGCCUCUCCGGUUUCCCCCAUCCUGAUC